Molecule: messenger RNA, 561 nt
Organism: Eruca vesicaria subsp. sativa (arugula)
Lineage: Eukaryota; Viridiplantae; Streptophyta; Magnoliopsida; Brassicales; Brassicaceae
Source: the annotation of a GenBank genome assembly
AUGCUCCGGUGUCUGGUGAGCGUUAGCACCGGCACCGGAAGCGUCCUCUCCUCUUUCUCUGCUUUUCCUUUGCCCUGCCUCCUGUAUCCUUUCCCCCCUCCGAGAUGCUGUCGUUUCUGGACUAGGGUUCCGUCGCUGGUUUCCGAUCACCGCUCGCGAGGAGGUCGUCUCUUUUGGUGGAGCUUCUCUUUCUGGACUCAAGGCGAGGUGUGGGGGUGGAAGCAGGAGUGUUUGAGUCGGCUCUUAGGGUCUGGUCAUCUUCUUCAGUUGCAGAUGCGUUUGCAGGUUCCGAAAGAUGGGCUAGUCAGCCUUGGUGAAGGUUGGUUCAGUUCUCCUCACGGCGUCGUGGCGAGGCGUCCUCCUGUCGCUGUUAAUAGAGGCUACGGCUUGUGUGCGGUGAUGGUAUUCAAACCCGGUUUUCCUUCUAAAGGUGACAUAGGCGAGUGGUGUGGAAUCCGACAGUGCUCCUCAGGUAUGCUGUCCUCAUUCCUUUUCUCCUUUGGUGUCUUGUGCGUAAUCGACAAGGAAGAAUGCAAGCUUGGCAAGAUCACUGAAUACUAG